Messenger RNA from Corvus hawaiiensis (hawaiian crow), 6129 nucleotides. RefSeq names its product C-type lectin domain containing 16A (gene CLEC16A). The transcript is spliced from 25 exons. Lineage: Eukaryota; Metazoa; Chordata; Aves; Passeriformes; Corvidae. The record is from RefSeq and is a predicted model, not a curated record. Gene Ontology annotation, cellular component: endolysosome membrane; late endosome. Bases 115 to 3357 code for a protein of 1080 amino acids. Gene Ontology annotation, biological process: endosomal transport; endosome to lysosome transport; regulation of autophagosome maturation.
GUGUGCCGGUGCCGCCGAGGCUCCGCGCCGGUCCCCGCCCGGCGCUCGGCCGUCUGCCCCGUGGGGCUAUGAGGCCGUAGGGCCCGCGGGCCGGAGCAGCUUUCCGCCGCCAGCAUGUUCGGCCGUUCCCGCAGCUGGGUGGGCGGCGGGCACGGGAAGGCCGCCCGCAGCAUUCACUCCUUGGACCACCUGAAGUACAUGUAUCAUAUUUUGACUAAAAAUACAACAGUAACAGAUCACAACCGCAACCUGCUGGUGGAGACCAUUCGUUCCAUAACAGAGAUCCUUAUCUGGGGGGAUCAGAAUGACAGCUCAGUGUUUGACUUUUUCUUGGAGAAGAAUAUGUUUGUUUUCUUCCUGAACAUCCUGCGUCAGAAGUCUGGUCGUUAUGUGUGUGUGCAGCUGCUGCAGACUCUGAACAUCCUUUUUGAGAACAUCAGCCAUGAAACAUCCCUGUACUACCUGCUCUCUAAUAACUAUGUGAAUUCUAUUAUUGUCCACAAAUUUGACUUUUCUGAUGAAGAGAUCAUGGCAUAUUACAUCUCAUUUCUGAAAACUCUUUCCCUGAAACUCAAUAAUCAUACUGUACAUUUCUUUUAUAAUGAGCACACUAAUGACUUUGCUUUGUACACUGAAGCUAUUAAAUUUUUUAACCACCCCGAGAGCAUGGUCAGGAUUGCUGUUAGGACUAUAACUUUAAAUGUCUACAAAGUGUCAUUGGACAACCAGCCUAUGCUGCAUUACAUUCGAGAUAAAACCGCAGUUCCUUAUUUCUCCAACCUCGUCUGGUUUAUUGGCAGCCACGUGAUAGAACUGGAUAACUGUGUGCAGACUGAUGAAGAGCACAGAAAUAGGGGCAAACUGAGUGACCUGGUAGCAGAACAUCUUGAUCACUUGCAUUACCUUAAUGAUAUCCUUAUCAUUAACUGUGAAUUUUUAAAUGAUGUGCUGACAGACCACCUACUUAAUAGGCUCUUUCUUCCCCUCUACGUGUAUUCAUUAGUAAAUCAAGACAAGGGUGGAGAGCGUCCAAAAAUAAGUCUCCAGGUUUCUCUCUAUCUUCUUUCUCAAGUUUUUCUGAUUAUACAUUAUGCUCCCUUGGUGAACUCCUUGGCUGAGGUUAUACUCAAUGGGGACCUUUCAGUGUUUUCUUCUAAGGUUGAGCAAGAUACACAGAAAAACUCAGCAAAGUCAAGUAUCAGAUGUUUCAUAAAACCAACUGAAACACUUGAGAGGUCUCUUGAAAUUAACAAACAGAAAGGGAAGAAGAGGAUGCAGAAAAGACCCAACUAUAAAAAUGUUGGUGAAGAAGACGAAGAGGAGAGAGGAUCUGAAGAUAACCAAGAUGACCUUGAUAAAAGUAAAGGUACAGAAGCAAGUUCAAAGGGCGUAAGAACAAGCAGUGAAAAUGAAGAAAUAGAGAUGGUAAUCAUGGAGAGAUGUAAGCUGUCAGAGCUGUCUAUCUCUGCUGUGACAGAACAGAAUACAACAGAUGAAGAAAAGAGUGCAGCUGCUUCUGGGAGUGAGAUAACAAACUGGAACAGGCCUUUUCUUGAUAUGGUCUAUAAUGCACUGGACUGUCCUGAAGAUGAUUACUAUGCCCUCUUUGUGCUCUGUCUUCUAUAUGCAAUGUCACACAACAAAGGACUUGACUCAGUCAAGCUGGAGAGAAUUCAACUUCCAGCUCAACAUGCUGAAGAGAGAAAUUCAUAUAAUCAUGUCCUUGCAGAAAGGCUCAUCAGGAUAAUGAAUUAUGCUGCACAACCAGAUGGAAAAAUUCGUUUGGCAACUUUAGAACUUGGCUGCCUAUUGCUGAAGCAGCUUGUGUUUUCUAAAAAUGGCAGGAUCAUAAAAAAUGUUCACCUUCAUUGUCUUGAGGGUGCAAGGGAGGAAAGUGUUCAUCUCCUCCGUCGUUUCUAUAAGGGAGAAGAAAUCUUUCUGGAUAUGUUUGAAGAUGAAUACCGGAGUAUGACAAUGAAACCUAUGAAUGUCGAGUACUUGAUGAUGGAUGCCUCGAUCUUGCUACCCCCAACGGGCACACCACUGACUGGUAUUGAUUUUGUGAAAAGGUUGCCUUGUGGAGAUGUGGAAAGAACUCGAAGAGCAAUCAGAGUUUUCUUUAUGCUCCGUUCACUGUCACUGCACUUGCAAGGUGAGCCGGAAACUCAGUUACCGCUCACAAGGGAGGGAGAUCUGAUAAAGGCAGAUGAUGUUCUUGAUUUGAACAACAGUGAUCUGAUUGCUUGUACAGUCAUAACAAAGGAUGGGGGUCAAGUUCAAAGAUUCCUCGCUGUGGAUAUUUACCAGAUGAGUUUGGUUGAACCAGAUAUUGCCAGGCUCGGAUGGGGAGUAGUUAAGUUUGCAGGCCUUCUGCAGGAUAUGCAGGUGACCGGAGUAGAGGAUGACAGCAGAGCUCUGAACAUCAUAAUUCACAAACCUGCCUCAAGUCCUCAUUCGAAGCCCUUCCCGAUCCUCCAAGCCACGUUUAUUUUUGCGGAUCACAUUCGCUGCAUCAUCGCCAAGCAGCGCCUGGCCAAAGGCCGCAUCCAGGCUCGGCGCACGAAAAUGCAGAGAAUAGCAGCUCUCCUGGAUCUUCCUGUUCAGCCUUCAACUGAAGUUAUGGGUUUUGGACACAGCUCUGGAGCUGCAGCCCAACACCUCCCAUUUAGAUUCUAUGACCAGUCCCGGCGUGGGAGCAGUGACCCGACAGUGCAGCGCUCUGUCUUUGCAUCUGUUGAUAAAGUCCCAGGCUUUGCUGUAGCCCAGUGCAUAAAUCAGCACAGUGCAUCCCCGCUCUCGUCACCAUCCCCUUCCAGUGGCAGUGGCAGUACAGGGCGCUGUGAUUCAGUGACUGCAAGCUCGACAUCCACUCCUUCUGCUGCUCAGAGCCCAGCAGGUCUGGCAGGAAAGGACGCCGGCGGGUGUUUAGUCUGUCGGAGGCUGACAGUCACGGUGGACACUGGGUUUAGGCCUUCCAGCAGCAGCUGCAGCAGAAACUCCCGCAAUACCCACUCAGAUGAUGCUUCAGCUCCAGAGCAGCCUCUGAUGGCCAGUUCCGGUCAGACCAUGUUGACUGAUGAAACUCUUUCAGCUGUCUCAAAGUCCAGCAAAAAUGCUGUAAAAAUCAGUGACAUAGAAACAGCCAACCUGUCUCCCAGCCUGAUUCCUGCACAGCAGCCCACAAUAUCCUUAAUCACAGAUGACAACACAGACACGCUGAGUGUGGAGUCGCUCACACUGGUGCCACCAGUUGAUCCACACAGCAUUCGAACAUUCAGCUGCAUCCCUCAGGCCUCUUUGCAGUCUGAAGUUGAAGUUGACAAGGUAAAAGAGGUAGAGGAAGAAUGUUCUGACUAAAGCCACCAUGCAGACUGUAAUAAACAGUGAAGGAAGUGCAGCCAAAUUGUGAUUUGCUUUUUCUCUGGGAGUGCAGAUACUUCUGGAGGCCUGAGAGGCCUCAAGUCCGCAUGAAGGGACCAACUGGUGACAGAGAAUGUCAGCAGCUUUUAGAGCCAACAUCAGAUUCUCAGCAUAUCUGAACUGGAGAAGAGAUAAAAACCCCAAACUUUUGAAUCUGGACUGGUUCUUUCCUACCAAUUUCUGUUAUGCAAGAACAUGAACGUAUUUCAGAGGACCUACUGUCUUUCUAAUAGGUACUAAUUCAUUGUAAAAGGUCUACAGUAUUACAGCAGAGUGAAGAGAUUUUUGGAUACCCAGCUUCAUGGUACUGCAUUAUUACGUCUCUGAAGCGGGAGACGUGCCAUGGACCAGAAAAAAAUUAUAUAUUGUAGGACAGAGGUAAAACUUCCAUUUGAGUCAGGGUGUGUUUUUUCAGUUUGGUGUUUGGUUUGGGGUUUUUUUGUGGAGGAGGGUUUUUGGGUUUUUAUUUGGUUUUUUUGUUUGGUUGGUUUUGUUUUUUAAUCCUGAUUUUGUUCAUCUUUUGGACGUCUGCACCAUACCAGCAGGCUUGGCCACUUUCAGUAUUGUCUUUGUAGGACUUCAGACUUCAAUAUUAUGUUUUCCAUAUGUAAUAUUUAUUUCAAGGCUUGAUUCAAAGCUAAGAUACAAUGCUUGUUCAAAUUAACAUAAGGGAUUUUUGAGACUACUUUAGUCUUUGCUUAGCCAGCUAGAGAGGAAUGUAAAAUAUUUUAAAAGAUUGCUAUAGCUUGUUUGUUCACUUCUGACAGUCAAAUUGCUACACAUCUGAGGAAUGCUGAUAUCCCUGCAACUGAAAGACAACUUCAAGAAGCAGACAGAAGCAGUUUUGCUCUAAAGAGAUUUUUCAAAUUUUUCCUAGUCAUGUAGGAAGAAGGUCACCAUAUCUAACUGAUAAUUCCUUUGCAAGUCUGAACUCGAAAGGUAUUGUGUAAUUUUUUUUUUUCCUGUCUGGGAUAAUAACCCAGUUAAACAACAUUGCUACCUAGAAGGGAUUCUGAGUUAACAUUACUUCCUAGAUCCUGACACCAAGUUGACAGAAAGGGGAAAGGUGUUGAUUAAAGUUUGGAAUGUUCUUUGCUGAUUUGAUACAUAAUUUAACAUGAAUGGAGUUUAAGAUUUUUCAUCAAUCUCCAGUAAGUUAAUUUAAAUUAGUAGUAAAAUGAGCAGAUUGUCAUUGCUGGUCUGUUCACAACACUGAAUUGGCAAUUCCCCAGAGAAGGAGGACUGCUGUUCACUUGGUAUUGAUUUCAGUCACCACUGCAAUCUGUUCCCUCAUUCUGUCUCUACCACCAUUGAGUUCUUAUCAAAGAGGUGAAUCUGAAAAACUUACCCACUUCCCAGUUGCUUAUUGUACCUCUUCCUGGCUGUCAUAGGAAAUACUUGAAGUGAUGUUUCAAUGGUAUAUAUAUGUAUGAGUUUGACUAAUUCACAGGUACCACUUUUCUCACUUUUUUCCAUCUUCUCCUUCACAUAAUAAUUGAAUGUUUGCCAACCAGGUAUAUGAGGUGUCUGCUACUGAAUGCCAGUAAUUUUUUUCUUCUUAAUAACUUUUUCAUGCAGUUUUGUUGAUUUCUAUUGUUCUGUGACUUCUACUUUCUCUCAAAUUGAAUUAACUGAUACUCUGACCAUUCCAGAGUGGCCCAAACUCUAAAUGAACUCAGAGUUAGGUGUCCUCAGCACUGCAAUGGAUUUUGUGUAAAAAUUUGACAUUGUUGGAAUAAGAGCCUACUUUUUGGGUUUUUUGGUCUCAUGCUUAGGGUGAAUUUGCACUCAUGCAGUCACUGUUGCAGGUAACGUGCAUGUACCUGAACAAGCCUAGACAUCAGCAGCAAUUUGGGCACAAGGACCACAUGAAUUUUUGUUAGCUGAACUGGUUGCAAUCUAGACUUUCUUUAGAAUGUUGCAGCAUUACACUGUAGUCUCAGUAAUAUUCUGAAGACCCUUAUAAAAAAAGCCUUACUUAAUUUGAAAGCAUUUUAUGUUAGCUGUUAACCUUAAAUUCUUGACCUAGAUUACACAAAAUGCCACUGUGCAGGCUGAGUUCCCUUAAAUAGAAUUCAUUUUAGACAAGAAAACCUUGGUCUUUGUUUAUCUCAUUUCACAUUCGGUUCUAGCAAGAUUAGACCCAUGCAUGAGGAGUCUCUUCAAUGCACAAGCAUAAUCUCAUCCCUGGGCUGCACUGCACAAGAAAUGGGGCAAAGGGGAAGAAAGUUGACUUUGUACUUUUCGUUACCUUUGAGUGGCUCUUAAAUCUCAUGAUCGGUUGUCUAGUGAGAGCUUCACAGGAGAUGACUGAGAUAGACACUAUUAUUAGGGAAAUAGAAGACUACUGUGGAGUCUGCUUCUGGCACAGCCUUGCCCUGCUCAAGUGGUGGUCAGGUGGGGUAUUUUCCAGCAGCUCUGUCCAAAACUCUCUGCAGAGAUGGAAUUAUAGUAGGAAAGCUCUGACUGCACCAGCUUUACCAACAUUGGGUUGUUACAUAAACACUGCAGCUGACCUUAAACUCAGACCCUAAAUCUGAGUGCCACAGAAGAAAUUGAUUUUUGACUUUGCUUCUGAUAUUAAGGCAUAUGUGUCUAACAUUUAUGCUUCAUGCUGCAUUAGGAGACUUCAGAAUGCAAAACUGGAGAUACCAAAACAAUCUGCCACUGGCAAUUUUUAAGCUCUGCAAGUACAGAGUUACUCAUUUA